UACUUUAACUUUUUUCAAAUGGAACAUAAAUUCACUAGCUAAUCAACAAAUAUUUUUGCUCUUUCCAAUAAGCUGCACUGUGGCAACUACUAGAUCGCCAUUUUUAGCAAUAAACAGUGCAACAAUAUUUAUUGUGUAAAAUCGAUAGGAGACCGCUAAAUUGUUAUUAUUUUUGCGUUAAAGCAAGCUAAUAUUUCGUCUUAUAACAGUAUGGAGCCCACAAUUAAAUAUGAAAACUGUGACGAUAUGUAUAUAAUACCCACCGGUUCAGUCCAAGCAGGUCCUGGACAGAAACGUCAUUUCGAUGAUUUGUGUGAUAAUAGUGAAUAUGGAAAUACAAGUGAUGGUGGUUUUUGUCAAAACAAUCAAAAUCAACCAUUUCAACAACAAAAUACUGGAUUUUUAGCUCCAACAAAUCAAACUUUAUAUGCACAAUCACUGAAUACAACAACAGGUCAACAGGAGAUUAAAGGAGCUAAACGUUAUAGACGGGGCGAAAGUGCGGUUCUCUUCUCACCACCUUUCUUCGAAGUGCCAGAGGACUGUAACACCCAAACAGAUACCUUCACAGCACGUUGUGUAUCAUGUCAAGUAAUGCUACGUGGACACAAAAAUGUAUCCUCAAACUUUCUCAAACAUAUGAAACGCUCCCAUCCAGAGGUACACAAAAUGUAUGAACAUUACAAAGUGCUUAAACAUCACGGUUUGAAAAGUGUCACGAGCACCACGGAUAUGAGUUCGUUGGCAAACAAGUCAUCAACAGAUGCUGCUGAGCAAAGUUUAUUUGAUGCUAAUAUAUAUUUAAAGUCGACAUCCGGAAAUACUACACACACUGCCACUGAAACAGUCGAAAAUGAAGAGAAUUCUGAAGCAACCGAAAACUCCCAAACAAAUUCAAAUACUGAUUUAAACGAUACUACCGAAAAUUCCAUAGAGACUCCAAAUAAUAAAAAAGGUUCAAUUAGUGCUUGUUCAACUGAAAUUAAUUUGUCAACUAAAACCCUUCAAGCAAUAAGCAAAAUCUUUGAUGAGAAACUACAAUCUUUUGCAACGAAAUCUGAAUUGAGUGAAGUAACUACAAAUAUAUUGAACCAAGUACGUUCUCGACAUGGAACACCAUGUUCUACAGUCGAAACAGAAUCAAUUUCUGACGAUGAAAAUGAGAAUAACGACCGAGUUGAUAAUAUUGAACAAGAUAAAUAUGAAACCCUAAACAAAGAACUUGAACUUAUGCGUCAACGUUUGUCUCAUUCCGAAAGCAGUAAACAAAUUUUACAACGUGAACUGCAUGUACUUGAAAAGAUUGUGCGUAAGCGUAAAUUAAUAAUAAACAACUUACCAAUUGCAGCGAAUCAACAACCCAAAGCUGUUGUCGAGCAAUUGUUUAAAGAACGUUUCGGCAUGCCGAAUGUGCAAUUGGAAGGUGUUACUGUCAUAGGCAAUAGGAACAGGCAAAAUAACGAUAGGCAAACUCUACUUGUUGAUGUUGUGCAUGAAUUCGAUGUAAAUCAAAUAUUUAGAAAGAGCAGCUGUUUAAAAAACACCGGCAUUUAUAUUGAGUCGCAAAUGUCUCAAAUAUCGUUGAAACGUAAAGAGAAGCUUUUGGUAUUACGACGCGAGAUGCUGCGACGAAAUGCUUCUUUGAAAAUUUUUGUCCGAAACACUCAAUUAUUGGUAUGUGACACGUGCUUCUAUUGGGAUGAGCUCUUGGGUCUGUGUAUGGGUAGUUUAGAUAGUCCUAACAACAGUUUGGUAACUGGUGAUGAGGCCGCUGAUGAACUAAAAAGGCUUACAAAACUCGAUAUGAAAGAAUUUCUUAACGUUUUAAAAAACUACGAUAUAAAAUAAAUGGUAUUCAAUACAUUUACUGUAAACUAAAUUUUUUU
Ceratitis capitata (Mediterranean fruit fly) is the source of this 1886-nucleotide messenger RNA. RefSeq lists its product as uncharacterized. The transcript is spliced from 2 exons. The record is from RefSeq and is a predicted model, not a curated record. NCBI's taxonomy places the organism in Eukaryota, Metazoa, Arthropoda, Insecta, Diptera, Tephritidae. Bases 211 to 1848 code for a protein of 545 amino acids.